UGCAGUGCUCUGCCCAUGGUGGGACCCCCUGGAAUCUCCAAUACCAACAGCAGCCCUGGUGGACCCUGAGCAGAGACCAGUUGGAUCUCAGAACUCUGCCUUCCAAUAGCCUGAAACACCAAAACCCCAUGCGGGGCAUGUGUCGCUGGUCUGCUGCGCUCAAUCUUGUGACUUGUGGGACUCAGAAGGUCAUCUUGGUGGUGGGGUCAUUGUUCCAUGGGGGCCUUUGAUCUAAAUCAUUUCCUUCAUGUCUGGAUUGGAGGGUGGUAUGCCCCUCCUCUCAUGAACUCUGCUCUGGGAAAAUAAAAGGGCAGACAGAGGACAGCAGGCAGAGUAGAGAGCAGCAGAGACCGCCAAGAUGCUGAAGCCGCUGCUGCUGGUGCUGUCCCUCCUGGCCAGCCUGUUGCGUGCCGCCCCUCGCCCAGCUGAGCAGCGAGUAGGCAUUGUGGGAGGACAGGAGGCAUCUAGGAGCAAGUGGCCCUGGCAAGUGAGCCUGAGAUUAAAGUCCAGCUACUGGAUACAUAUCUGCGGAGGCUCCCUCAUCCACCCACAGUGGGUGCUCACUGCGGCACACUGUGUGGGACCGGACAUCCAAAGCCCAGAGCUCCUCCGGGUGCAGCUUCGUGAGCAGCAUUUAUACUACGAGGACCAACUCCUGCCUGUGAACCGGAUCAUUGUGCACCCCAACUACUACUUGGUUCAGACUGGGGCAGAUAUUGCUCUGUUGGAGCUCAAGGACGCUGUGAAUGUCUCCACCCAUGUCCACCCCAUAUCCCUGCCUUCUGCCGCGGAGACCUUCCCUUCAGGGACAUCAUGCUGGGUGACAGGCUGGGGUGACAUUAAUAAUGCUGUGCCCCUCCCGCCGCCCUAUCCCCUGAAGGAAGUGAAGGUGCCCAUUGUGGAAAACAGCCUCUGUGAUCAGAAGUACCAUACUGGCCUCUACACAGGGGACAACAUUCGCAUUGUCCUUGAUGACAUGCUGUGUGCUGGAAGUCCUGGGAGUGGCAUCUGCCAGGGUGACCUAGGGGGGCCGCUGGUCUGCCAAGUCAAGGAUGCCUGGCUGCAAGCAGGUGUGGCCAGCUGGGGUCUGGGCUGUGCACAGCCCAACCAUCCUGGCAUCUUCACCCGGGUGACGUACUACUUGGGAUGGAUCCACCACUACGUCCCUGAGAACUCCUGAGCUGCUUCCAGGUCAGAGGAGAACCAGGCCCUAUUGUCUUGAACUGGAUGCUUCCUGCCCAGGUGGAACCUCCACCUUCCUGUCCUUCUGCCUCCCCUGUCCCUCUGAGCCCCUGGCCACCCC
Messenger RNA from Peromyscus maniculatus bairdii (prairie deer mouse), 1303 nucleotides. RefSeq names its product tryptase beta-2-like. The record is from RefSeq and is a predicted model, not a curated record. Lineage: Eukaryota; Metazoa; Chordata; Mammalia; Rodentia; Cricetidae. Gene Ontology annotation, biological process: proteolysis. Gene Ontology annotation, molecular function: serine-type endopeptidase activity.